GUUGAACACAGUAAGUUGUUGUUUCCAUCAUGUGGAACACUCAAUUUAUAAUUUUAUUUGCACUUCCAGUUAAAGUUUUUUCCCAGAAUUUAACAUGUAGUAAAGUUGAUGGUAUUUUAAAUGAAGUUAUAUGGCCUGGUACUAACACUUCAACUUUAUCACAACCGCUUUGUGUUGAUGAGAAUAAAGAACUCUUGCAUAGAAGAUGUGUGAAUGGUGAAUGGGAACCAGAACCUAAAUGUUUUUACGUACAAGUUGAGUCUUUUCCACGAUGUCCGGAAGGUUAUAUCGAAAAGGAUGACAUUUGCUACACAUUUUUGGAAACAACUUUUCCCCCAAAGUGUCCUUCUGCAAAUAUUUUAUUUUUCUACGAAUACAUACACCAAGUGCAAAAUGCAACUAAUGUGUGGAUGCCAAUCACUAGGGAUUUGAGCAGCGGUUUUGGCGUUAUGCAGUGGGUGGAACCGUCUUGGAAAUAUAAAAAAACAUAUUCUCAUUAUUCGAUGAUUGAAAUUGGCAGUGACAAAAAUUGUAUUAUAUUCAAUGGAACUUCCAACAUUGCUGUUUCUUGUAAUGAAAAACACCAAGCGAUUUGUGCUUAUGGACAACGGCAAUUAAUUGAGAGUGGGUGUAGUAUUAUAGGUCGUUGCGUCACAAUUGACUUUUUUGAUGCUUCUAAAUGUGUGUGUACGAGUAUAAAAGAUAAUUCUGAAGAAAAGUUUCUAAAGAAAGCUGAAAUUCUUUCUCCUGUGCAAAACUAUAUUUACCCAUCUCUAGUUGGUAAUGAUUCUUGCAACAUUGGACUUGAAAAAUUAAACAACACGUACUUGUGGAGUAAUUCAAAUCGAGAAAUUACUUACACUUGGUGGUCACAAAAAGCAGUUUUUUAUGACAAUCUUAAAUACGGAGCUAUUACUAAAGAUGGUUGGAUUUUAACAGAUCACUCAUUUGAUUGCUCGUUGUGUGAAGUGGAAAUAGAAGAAACGGAACCAAAUUUACUACUAAACUAUUCAAAUAUUUCUAACCAAUUUAUAUUGGAAAUUAUCAGUUCAGAAAGGUUCUUCGUAGUUUUUUGUUUUACUAAUGCUGAUAGUGAAACGUUAAACUAUCCAUACGAAAUCCAAUAUUUUGAUACAAUUUCACACUUUGAACCAUUUUUAGAAGUCCCUGGACACUACUGGUGUGAAAUGUUUAGCCUUGACUACACAACAGUUUUCAAAAGCAAUGUUUAUUUUUACGAACCACACAUGGAAUAUUAUGAAUUUACAUCAACAUGGAAGAUCUUUUACUCCGAGAUAAUCGACCCAGUCCUUGAAACAGUGAAAUAUAUAAAUGAAAUUUUGUCAAAAAUGUUUACAUCCAACACACUAUACACUCCAAGAAUUAUGAAAACUUAUAACUUGAAUACCACUGAGAACACUUUGUUGGUAAAAAUUCACAUCACAUCUAGAAAUGUGAACAAUACCGAGGAAUUUGAAGCGAACAACAUAGAAGCGGAAAUAAAAUCCACUUUGAGUUCUGAGAAGAAAGCAAACUUUGUCAAUCUUUUGAGUGCUAAGAGUUGUUUUAAACAAGUCGACAACAAUUUAACUUGGCCCAAAACUCCUAUAGACGAUGCAACAACCUCAGAAGAGUUUUGUUUCACCACAAACGCUACUCGAGUUUUACGAACGUGUUCCGGCGAUUUUAUUAGUGGGGCUCAGUGGACAUCUUAUGAGUACUGUGAACAACUUAAUUACUCUUCCGUGACAAACCAGUUGCUUUCCCUGUACGAAAAGGAUCAUCUGGAUGAGGAGUCUUACAAUACCAUCAAUGAAAUUUCAAAAAAUUAUCAGAAAUUAGGCGUCUUAGAUGUAUUUCUGAUAGGUGAGAUGUACUCCAACAGUGAUCUCUCUGAACAAGUAUUUGAAACAUUUCUCAAAACUUUGAACAAUCUUCUAAAUGUUGUUGAUGUCUUGAUUGAAUCCCAGAUGAAAACCAAAGCAACGAGACGUUUUCUUGAUUUAAUAAAUCGUAGAUCAACUGUAAGUAGUUUAAAUAUUACAACAAGAAAUCUAGCUUUGUAUUCUUUGAAAAGUUUAAAUACAACUACCGUUUCAGUAUUAGGUUCAGAAGUAAAAAUUGGUAUUCCAGAAAAAAUCAAUUUUGAUAGCACUAUUGAUCUACAAAACAUUCCUGAAGAUUCUAAUAUAUCAAUUGCACUAUUUUUUAAAGACCAGUUCUUCUGCGACUUUACCAAGUCUUAUAACAUUAUCACUCCUGUUUAUUCCAUGUUCGCAUCUUCUGAAUUCGAUAAACCAGUUCGAGUCUUCUAUCGAAUCAAUAAACCAAUUGUAAAUGAAACGUGUUUGCGUUGGAACUCUCACGGAAACAACAAUUUUGGAAAUUGGGAAGAAAGCAAAGCUGAAAAAAACAAUUAUCUCCUCAUGUGUGAGUUUCAGGGUAAUGGAGUUUAUGCAGCUAAUUACGAAUUCGGUCCAAUAAACGUGUCGAAUGAACCCUUAGAUAUUUUAGACUCUAACGACUCUAAUUACGAAUAUGGCCCAAAGAACGUGUCCAAUAAACCCUUAAAUAUUUUAGAGCCUAACAACUCUAAUUUCGAAUAUGGCCCAAAGAACGUGUCCAAUGAACCCUUAGAUAUUUUAGAAUCUAACGACUCUAAUUACGAAUAUGGCCCAAAGAACGUGUCUAAUAAACCCUUAGAUAUUUUAGUGUUUAACGACUCUAAUUACGAAUACGUUCCAAAGAACAUGUCCAAUGAACUUUUAAAUAUUUUAGAGUCUGACGAGACGCCUGCUGUGAAAAUCGAAUUGGUUGCAAACAUUUCCAAACACUAUGAACAGUUUAAACCCAUUGACGUCUUUCAUGCCAGCGAAAUCUUAGAAAACGCAGCGAAUGACGAUGAAAUAAAUUUGCAAAGUUUGGCCGAACUUGUAAGCAACACGAAUAAAAUCAAUCAAACAGUUUUGUUCGACAGCCAAACACGUUUUCAAGCCACUGAUAAAAUUCUUUUAAGUAUCGAUUCCAUUAUUCAAAACUACAAAGGCGAAAUUGAACUAAUUCAAACCGAAAAGUUUGCAAUGAUGAAGGUAAACUUGCAAGCAAGGGAUUUCCAAGGAGCAGUUUUAUAUCAAGAAAAAGGAAAAAUUAAAGUUGAUCUUUUACAAAGCAAAAAGAGUAUCGAUUAUAGGCAAAGUAAUUUUGACAGUGCUCUUUUCUUGAGUGAUGAACUGAGGCAACAAUUAGGACCGGAAGCUGAAAUUAUUCUUACAGUUUUUUCAAAUGACGCUCUCUUUAUUGAGAAAGAGUCAAAUCGAAGCACAAUAAACGCAAUUCUUGGAAUUAUUCUUCCUGAAAUUGGAGAAUACGAAGGACCUGUUUCCAUAAUUCAUAAAGUCGAAGAAAACAGUCCUGAAGACCGGUGUGUUUUCUGGAAAUUUGGAACCUCCACAACUUCUAGUUACUGGAAGAAAGACCCUGAAGGCAACUGUUUGUCUAAUUCGGUUCAAGACUUUCCGUCUAAUUUCAUCCAGUGUGAUUACUACCACACGACUCAUUUUGCUUUUCUUUUUGUUCCUAGUUCUGAUUUUGAUUACAAUCAUGCUUCACCAUUAAAAUUGAUAACAACUCUUACUAACACCCUGUCAGGUUUAUCUCUUUUAUGCAUUGUCCUCACGGCUAUAGUUUUUAAAAAAUGGAGAAAUGACACCGGUAAUAAACUUCUUCUAAAUUUUGUCUUCGUUUUAAUAUUUCAAACAAUCUUUUUUUACAUUUCUAGCUCAGUUAGUCACAGUCAAGACUUUCUCUGUACUAUAAUCGGCGCUUUUCUUCACUAUUUCACAAUUUGUGAAUUUUGUUGGAUGUUCUUUAUUGCAUCUUUACAAUAUCGACGUUUCGUGACGGUUUUGGAAGCUCCUCCAAGAUAUCCUUUUCUCAAAGGCUGUUUAUGUGGAUGGGGAUUACCCCUAAUUCCAGUUUCGCUGGUUUUAUUUUAUGAUAUAAAUUCCUACACUUUGGACUCCACCGGUCUUUGCUAUCCCUCAGGGUGGAGUCUUUAUCUAGCAGUCUGGAUACCAGUCUUCGUUAUCAUUAUCACGAAUUUUUGCAUUUUUUUGAUUAUUUUACAUAAGGUUUUUUAUAGAAAGGUAAAAAAGACUGGCAAAAGUAAUGUAACAAGACAUGAGUUGCGUUUGGCAAUUCUUCUGUUUUUUCUGUUUGGCUUAACGUGGAUUUUCGGCGUGUUACACCAACUUAAAAAAAAUAUAGUUUUACUUUAUUUGUUUACAAUUACGGGUACAUUGCACGGUUUUGUCAUAUUUUUAUUUUUUAUUGUGUUAAAUCCUAGAACCAGAAACUUGAAGUUGAAGUGUUUUCGUUAA
This is a messenger RNA of Tribolium madens (black flour beetle), 4379 nucleotides long. RefSeq lists its product as uncharacterized. Gene Ontology annotation, cellular component: membrane. The record is from RefSeq and is a predicted model, not a curated record. Gene Ontology annotation, molecular function: G protein-coupled receptor activity. NCBI's taxonomy places the organism in Eukaryota, Metazoa, Arthropoda, Insecta, Coleoptera, Tenebrionidae. The transcript has 2 exons. The coding region runs from base 30 to 4379 and encodes 1449 amino acids. Gene Ontology annotation, biological process: cell surface receptor signaling pathway; adenylate cyclase-activating G protein-coupled receptor signaling pathway.